Molecule: messenger RNA, 9162 nt
Organism: Patella vulgata (common limpet)
Lineage: Eukaryota; Metazoa; Mollusca; Gastropoda; Patellidae
Product: nonsense-mediated mRNA decay factor SMG5
Exons: 26
Coding region: 130-3330 (1066 amino acids)
Biological process (GO): nuclear-transcribed mRNA catabolic process, nonsense-mediated decay
Cellular component (GO): telomerase holoenzyme complex
Molecular function (GO): telomerase RNA binding; telomeric repeat DNA binding; protein binding
Source: RefSeq, a predicted model, not a curated record
AACAUGGCGCAUGUUGUUGAAGUUUCAGAAGUGAAACAAGGGACAUAUUCGGUUAUUUAACACAAUGUAGACUCUUUUCGAUUGUUAGGAGGUUGAAAUGGUUUGUAAAAACAAGAAGAACCCAAAGCGAUGAAGAAAUCGUCAAGUGCAGGCAACGAGACAAAACCGGACGUAGACAAAGCAAAGAAAGUUUACAAAUAUGCUCUGGAUGCAAUAAGAAAGCUAGAUGACAUAACUAAACAAAAGAAAGCUUACAGAGAUGUAUUCUCUCAAGAAAGUGUGGGAUUGCGGAAUAAAUUGAAAGAAUAUUGUGAAAGGUUAAUGUUCUAUAAUCCUGGUGAAUAUGGAAGGAAAGCAGAAGAGGUUUUAUGGAGGAAAGUUUUCUAUGAUAUUAUACAAGUCAUUAAACAUAAUAGAAAGCACCUUCGACCUCACAGUUCACUACAAACAGCUUAUAGAUCACAUCUGGCAUCUGCCUGGGGUUACUAUCAACAUCUACUAUUUAAACUACAACAAGAAUAUAGUCUUAAUCUAGCUGGAAUUCUUGACUUUCAUAUCGUAGCAGAUUCUAAAUUUGCCAAGAAAUCCAGCAGUCCAAACAGUAAGAAAAUAUCACAGAAUGUUCAAGACUGGGCAUUAAAAGCUUGUCACAGAUGUCUGAUCUGUCUAGGAGAUAUAGCUCGUUAUCAGCAAGAUUUUGAUCAUGGUGUAAGCUGUUCCAUAGCGGAGAGAUAUUACUAUCAAGCUCUUAUACUUUUACCAGAACAAGGUAUGCCACAUAAUCAGCUGGGUACAUUAAGUGGAUCAAGAUAUUUUAAUGCUGAAGCUGCUUAUCAUUAUAUUAGAUGUUUAUCCAGUGAUAAACCAUUUGAAGGAGCUGUAGGUAACUUAAAGAGAUUAUUUGAAAAGAACAGUAAAAGAUAUGAGGAAUUGUCUGAUUUUAAAAAUACAGAUUUAGGGCCUGAAGAAAAAAGACAUAAAGACAUCAGAAGAUUUUUUAUAAGAUUUGUACAUUUAUUAGAAAUAUUGCAUGAAACUUCAAAACAUGUAGAGAAUAGUGAGAUGCAGGUUUGUUGUCAGGAUACAUUACAGAACUUUGAUCGUUGUAUGUUUUAUGAACCUGGUGUGAGUAUGUCAGAAGAUAAUGUUAGUUUAGAACAGUUACAGUAUUUAGAUGAUGAUAUGGUAUUUAAAGUUGUUGUUACAUGUAUAUCUUCAAUUCAUCUUCUACAACAAAAUGGAUCAAGACAAGUGGCUGCAGGUAUAGCCUAUCUAUUAGCCAUAUUUUCACAUAUCUUAAAUCAUGUAGUUAUACGACUUCAAGCUGCUUUCUAUGACAAAGAAAAUCCUAAUAGAUUACUUCAAAACAGUUUUAUAGAUGAAGAUUCAUCAUCAGGAGAUUGUGACCAAGUUGAAACACACAGUGGUUCUAUUGAUCAUCAGAGAGAUACAGAUAACAGUUUACCCACUACAACAACUCAUGAAAAAACAUCAGAUUCUAAAAAGAAAUCUAAAGGUCGAUCAAGGCAUAUAAGAAGGAGAAGAAGAAGAAAAGAUAGUGAUAGUAGUGAAAUGUCUGAUUUAUCUGAGGCAUCAGAUCUGAGUGAAGGUAUAAACGAAGAGCAUUUCAUGUCCGAUGAAUCGGAAGAUGAUCUUGUUAGCUAUUUUGACCACGAUUCUGACUCUGACUUAUCAGAAGGCAUGAUGAACAGUCAAGAAAUCAAACAAGAUAUUGCUGGAAAGAAAGAGGGAGAUAACUCUAAUCACAAAAUAGACAUGGCAAAUUCUAAUAUAAAUCAUAAUAAUACAGCCUGGAUAGACUCGGCUCCUGAUAAUUUGGCCCAUUUUUCAUCCAAACUUUUCUCUGCUUCUACAUUUCUCGGACAGAAUCUGGAUACAUCUAAAGGUAGUAGUCAGUUUGAAAUUGAUAAAGCUGAUUAUGAGAAUUGUAAAGAUAUUAUACAAGGAAAGAAAGAUGUCUCUGUACCACCAGGUUUUGUAUCAUCAGAUGAAGCUAAACAUGUAGCAGAUAUAACACACAAGUUAGCUAACUUUGUUAUAGAAACUGACACAGAAGUUAGUUUAAUCCCUACAGAUACAGAUACAGGUUAUACUUUAACAGAAACAGAGACUGAACCAGCAGAAAAUAGUUCUACAACUAGUAAUGAUGAUAAACCAGAAGCGGAUCACCAACGUUUACAAAAUCUACUAGAUGUUAUACAUAAUGAAGGGUUAUUACCUACUGUAAAGAUUAUGUGUGAUUGGAUGAAAUGUCAUACACAUAUUAUUGAUACAUGUGCUCAGAGUUCUCAAUCAUUAUGGUGUAGAUUGUCUGUUUUGUUAAACUUUUUACCAGUAGAAACAGAUCUUAUUCAACAUGAUCAAUGUUGGUUGGAAGAAUUACAGAUAGUAUUACAAGAUAUCUACUCACAGGACUGGAAACAAGAAUUCCCUUUGAAAGAAGAUUUUAACUUGUGUCAUUUACCUCCCCUUGUAGAUGUUCAUGCCGGCAUGAAGUUUACCAUGAAAACAAGAUCGGCUCUUACAGAAAUACAAGAGACUUUUUUGAGAAUAGCCUGUUUACGUCAAUUUGGUCACUUUUUGUCAUCAAUAGAUAGUUUAGAGUUUAGUUAUAAAGCAGAAGAAGCUAUGUUUAUAGGGCCAACACAGGUUACCAAUGAAGAAGAAACUGAGAAGGCAGCACAAGAUAGAAUGAGAGAUGAUGAUAGAAGAAGAAAUCAGCUAAUGAAGGAUAUGGCUCAACUAAGAUUACAGGCUGAAGUUAACCAAUUAGAAGGCUCAUUACAAUCAGCAGAUCAACCAACAUUUCCACCAUAUUUGAUACCUGACACAUCUGUUCUAUGUAACUCACUUGCUAGUAUUAAACAAUUAACACAGCAAGGUAGAAGUAUAGUUAUCAUACCAUUAUCAGUUAUUGAUAGUUUAGAUUAUAUAAAGAAAGAAAACAGUGGAUCAAGGGAAGCUAUCAGAUGGUUGGAAAUAGAAUUUAAAAAAGGCAACAGAUAUAUACGAGCUCAGAAAAGUUCUGAAACUGCACCUGUCAGCAAUGUUAGAAUGUUGAAAAAGAAAAAAAGAGAUCUAUGGUGUAUAUUAGAACUAGCAGUUUGUGCUCAGUAUUUUGCCCAACAGACAGGCUGCAUAUCAGGUGGUAAUCUGGUAACAGUUUUAACAAGUCAGCCAUUUACUAUAGAUAAUCUCUCUACACCAAUACAACAAGUUUUAUCUACAACACAGCAACAAGGUGUGAGUUUUGAGAAUAUUAAAGAAUUUACCACUAAAUGGAAAGAUAUGUUCAAGAAUAAAGGCUGAAAGAGACAGUUGACAUGAACCAAGUGAUGGGUUCCUGAUCAAUAUAUAGUAAUCUGUAUAUGUAUAACAAAUGAGAACGUGAUAACAUCUAUCUACAUAUAAUACAGUAUUGUGGAAAUCUUUAAUACCAUCUCAUGUUGAUUAUCAUAAUGAUAAUAACAUGUUUUGAAGAAAGAUAAUUCCUAUGGAAGAUGAAGAAGAUCAAAGGAAAAUGAUCGAAAUGAUAAUCUGAAAGUAUAAAAAAAUAUGUAAAAAAUAGAAAUUUAUCUUAAGAGGAAACUAAUUCUUUAAGACAAAAAAAAGUAUGAAUAUAUUAAAUAUAUAAUUUAAGACUGGAAAGCAAAAUUGCAAAAAAAAAAAUCACAAGAGACAGAAAUACAAAAACAUAACAUCCUGACAGUAUCAUUAAAACUGAGCUGUGUUACAAAAACAGAUGAUUGUUUUUAACUUAAAACAAAUUGAAAGCAUCAGUAAAUGUACUUCGUGAAGAUAUCACCAAGAAUUAAAAGAUAAACGAUUAAAAAACACAAAACAAGCAACCACUUCUAAAACAAAUCUGUGCUAAUUCUGAUACAAAAAUAGAGAGAAGAAAAGUUGUACACCUGUAAGAAAUACUAAUUAAUUUGAGUUUUCAUUCACCAAAGUUAUGUAAGAAAUUGUGAAGUUAUAUUCUUUACUGUUUGGACAAAUGUAAACAAUUUAUAAGGUGAACGCAGUAGUUAGCAUUAAGGUUAUGCCAUGAAAAUAUUGAGAGAAUAUUAUUCUGAAAAAGCUGUUUACAAUAUCCUUUGUUAUAGACAUAAAUAGAAUUACAGUUUUUUUUAUAAAAAGUAAAUUAUUACAUACAUGUUUUUUAAAAUAACAAAUAAAAUUGACCGCACCUCUCUUAUUUAAUAGAAAAAGUUAAAAACCAGAAAAAAUUUAGAUAUACACAUGUAGACCAGUUAUUAUUACUGAUAUUUUCGAUUUAAGGCAUUAUUUAAUCAAUGGUAAGAAAUAUUGUCAAAAUAUUAAUUAUUGCAACAAAAAAGCAACUGUUGGUUAUUAGUUGCUAUGAAAGAAAAUGCAAAGCCUAGCACACAGAUGACGAUUUUUAUACGCCCACAUAUUCAUGUUAACGUAUUAUGCCAUCACCCCUGUCCGUCCAUCCACAAUUUGUUUGUUGACACUCUGGUCACAAUUUUUAUCUGACGAAACUUGAAAUGUAGGUCUAUCUCCCAAAGAUCUUGGUUACUUUCGAUAUGUAUUGGACCAUAAUUUCAUGGAUUAUGGCCCCUGAUUGUAUGAAAAAUCACGUUUUUAGCUUGUGGACACUCCAGAGGUCACCAUUUUUUAUCUAAUUUUGAUGACCCAAAGAUCUCGGUUCCUUUCGAUAUUUGCGUAUAUCGGACCAUAACUUCAUGGACUAUGGCCCCUGAUUGUAUGAAAAAUCACGUUUUUAGCUUGUGCAUGGACACUGUAGAGGUCAGAAUUUUUUAUUUGAUUUUGAUGAAACUUGAAAUGCAUGUUUAUAACCCAAAGAUCUUUGUUCCUUUCGAUAUAUGCGCAUUUUGGAUACUUCUUGAUUUAUGGCCCUUGAUUGUAUGAGAAAUCAGGUUUUUAGUUUGUGGUCCCUCUAGAGGUCACAAUUUUUUAUCCGAUUUAAAAAAAAACGUUUGAAUAUAUCACCGUUACACCAUAAUGAUGGUUGAGCUCGAAUUUUGUGAGAAUCGGACCUAAACUGCUUGAAAAAAAUAGCGUACGCAAAUAGUGUAAAAAAAAUAUGGUAUAUCAAGGUUGUGGACCCUCUAGAGGUCACAAUUUUGAUAUGAUUUUGAUGAAACUUGAAAUACAUAUUUAUAACCUAAAGAUCUUGGUUGCCACUAGAACUCACAAAAGUUUAAAUAGAGGUCAUAAUUUUUAUCUGAUUUUAGAAAAUGUUUAAGUAUAUCACCGUUACACCAUAAUGAUGGUUGAGUUCAAAUUUCGUAAAAAUCUGAUUGCAAAUGGCUGUUACUUUUACGCAAAUAAUGUAAAAGUAUGUAAUACCAAGGUUGUGGACCCUCUAGAGGUCACAAUAUUUACCUUAGUUUGAUGAAACUUAAAAUAUGUUUAUAUCCGAAGAUCAAGGUUCCUGUAGAUAUUCACACAUAUCUGACCCUAACUUCCUGGAUUAUGGCCCCUGAUUGUAUGGAAAAUUGCUUCCUUUUUUGAGCUUUAUGUGGGCAUAUCUUGCAGGGCAACCGCUUGUUGAAGCAACAAAUAAUUGUUAGUUAACCUGUGAUGCUGUCGAAAUCACGGUAAUGUGUGUAUAUGUACAACAAAUUUAUAUUUUCUGGUUGUUUGGGUACAUUUUGAAAUAGACGUUUUAUAACAGCAUAAUAGUACAUUAAUUGCUCAUGACUUCUAUUGGAGUUCCUAAUGAAGAUUAAAAAAUAUUAGGGAUAUGAUGUGACAUGUCGAUUCAAACUGGUUCACAGUGAAUUUCACGCAUUAUUGCUGAGAAUGUGAUUAUGUAUGGGAUAAACUGCAUUCGAUUAAAAUUGUCAUUUCAUUCGAGUUGGCUGUAUCAUAAAGUCUGUCAUUGAGUCGACUGGCGUGGUUUCGAAUCCCCGGUUGUACGUGACAAGGAGUAGGGUCGCCUGUCCAACCUCGUGGGUUUUCUCCAGGUCCUCCGGUUUCCUCCCACUGCUAAAGACCCCUACGCGCAAGCGAAUUAUUGAAAUAAACUUAAACCAUAUGUUAGUCCCGAAAUGACCUAGUUUGUGUCGAGUGGACGUUAAACCCCAUUUCUCUCUCUCUCUCUCAUUUGAGUUGGUAGAACUUUGAUGAUUUACUAGUUUUAAUUUCGUAUAAACUUCCCUGGUUGAAAACAAGUUCAACUAAAUCUCAACAUGGGUUCAACCAACAGGAUACCUAACCUGCCGGCAUAAAAUUUUACAUGUAGAAAGAUAACUCUUACAAAACAAUUGAUCAACACAUUCAUUUUGCAUCCAAGACAAUUGAUCACAUCAAUUAGAUCAAAUCAUCCAAAACAUUGCCUUUUAAAAUCACUGCUUUUAUUUUAGUGAUAAAUAAAAUUGACUAUUUAAUUAAUUGGAUAUACAUGUAUGAUUUAUUUUGUGAACUGUCUACAUUUGAAAUUCUAGAUCAACAGUUGACCACCUUAUUGGUUCAGAUAUCAUGAAGGUGAAAGGAUUAAAUUCGAAAAUAGAAGUUAUUGCUAAAUGAUAGUUAGGACUGGAUAAUCAUGGCUUGAUGAUGCCUAUUCUCAGAUAAAUCCGUCAACAGUAUGUGCCUACUGUAGAUCAUAAGGUCUGUCAUUGAGUCAACCUCUGGGGUCAUCUCUGAGUUCCUCCCACUGCUAUAGACCCCUACAUGCAAACAAAUUAUUUAAUCUUACCAUAGUUUAUGUGAGUGGAUGUUAAACCCUAUUUCUCAGGGGGGGGGGGGGAACCUCCCUCUCUCCCUCUCCCAAUCCCCUCUGGUAAUCAUGUUGAUUUACCUAUAGCGAUAGAGAUAUCAGUUUUAUGGACUUAUAUUCUAUAUAGUAGGUAGUCAACAGUUAAAACAAUUAAAAUUAAAAUAUUUAUUUUCUGAAAUGACUAUUUAAUCAGAUGUAGUUUUGCCUAUCACUGAUUGAAUUAACGUAAUUCUACUCUUAAUUUUACCCUAAAUAAAAUGGGUUUGACUCCUUUUAAAGAGGAAUUAGCACUUGAGAGUUCUAAAUGUGGAUGUGAUCUAACAAGACAGGUAUAUCAGGGAUGUUCAGAGUAGAGUGUAUGUCUUUUAAGAUUCCUUAUGUAUCAUACACAGUAUAUCAUUUGGUGGUUUUCAACAAGUUCAGUGGCUGCUCAUACAAAAUACUUUAACUAAUAUGAUAUAACAAAUUAAUUAAUUUAUUUUCUUGCUGAAAGUGAUAAAGUAAAUGUAUAAUUGAGUUAACUCAAUUUAGUCAAAAAAUAUACUUUUAUUUAUUGUUAGACUUUGAUAGUUUCACCAUGUUAUAUUUUCAGUGAGCUUUUUUUCCACAAUGUUUUUUUUUACGUUAUAUCCAUAAGAUAAUAAAUGUCCCCCGCCCUUUUCUAAUUGAAAUUGAUUGUUCAAACUUGAUGUAGCUGUUUAUUAGUGCCUUGAUUAAGUUUGAUGAUGGGCAUUUCUUACUAGGCUAAGCAAUUUGAUGGUCAGUGCUCUGUGACAUUGGUCGAGACACUGGAGGGCGAUAAUUGUAAUUUUAACUGAGUGGUAGUAGUAUAUAGUUUCAUUACUUCAAUACCUUGACAAAAUUUGAUGUUGGACAUUUUCUGCUUAGUCUAUGAAGCGUUAAACAAUUGCAUAGGCCAAGACUUUGAAUCACAAUAACUCGGCAUCUAGAAUAUUCAAACUUGGCGUAGUUGAUCAUUAUAGGGAAUGUCUUGACAAAGCCUAAGCAGAGAUAAGAAAUUUGAUUGAUCGAUGUUGUGGGACAUUGUAACUUUGAUUUCAAUUGAGUGAAAGUGAUGAAACUUGAUGUAGGCCUAUAGUUUCCCUUAAACAAAACCAUGACUAAUUUCAACCAUUAGCAUUUUAUGCUUAGGCUAAGUUUGAUUGCUCAGUGCUUACAAAAAGAUAAAUGUUUGAUUAUUAUGUGUCAUCUAUUUAUAAUUUUGGGAAUGAGCUGAGGGACAUCAGCCUUAGGCUUAUUUUUUUAUAAUCUGAAACCUGUAUUUAAAAAAAACAAAAUAAUCAUAUUUUUAUACGCCCACAUUGAAAUGUGGUCGUAUAUUGUCGUCGCCCUCAUCUGUCUGUCCGGCGUCCACAAUAGAACCUAAAGUUAAUAUCCGAUUGACUUUAAUAUACAGUGUUUAAGGCCAUGAGACAAAGAAGCCUAUUGAUUUUCAGCGAUUUCCGAUAAUAACUGAGAGAGUUAUGGCCCUUGAUCACUUCAGAAAAUCUUGUGGACGCUAUAGAGGCUAAAGUUAAUAUCCAAUUGACUUUAAAUUUAUACACAAUGUUUAAGGUCAUGAGACGAAGAAGCCUAUUGAUUUUCAGCAAUUUACGAUAAUUACUGCCAGAGUUAUGGCCCUUGAUCACUUUGAAAAAUCUUGUGGACGCUCUAGAGGCUAAAAUUAAUAUCCGAUUGACUUUAAAUAUAUACACAGUGUUCAAGGUCAUGAGACAAAGAAGUCUAUUCAUUUUCAGUGAUUUCCGAUAAUUACUGUCAGAGUUAUGGCCCUUGAUCACUUCAAAAAAUCGUGUGGAUGCUCUAGAGGCUAAAGUUAGUAUCCGAUUGACUUUAAAUUUAUAAACAGUGUUUGAGGUCAUGAGACGAAGAAUCCUAUUUUCAACGAUUUCCGAUAAUUACUGCCAGAGUUAUGGCCCUUGAUCACUUUGAAAAAUCUUGUGACGCUCUAGAGGCUAAAGUUAUCAUCCGAUUGACUUCAGAUUGUUUCACAGAGUUUAAGAUCUUGAGACGAACGAGUAUAUUGAUUUUCAUUGAAUUUUUAUGACAUGAACAGCUAAAUCUAUGAUAUUAAAAGUUUUUAUACUAAACGUUAGCAUGGGGCAGAACUUUAUAAAAACCAAACAAAUUCUAAUGGUUUUCUGAUAAUUACUUCAUGAGUUGUUACUCUUUAUCAGAUUAUAGUGUAUUAUAAUUGUUUCAUUACCGAAAAAAGUGAAAAUAUGCGACAACACUUGUUGACUGCCCGGACGAUUUAGCUGCUGUGGGCGUAUGUUUUGUUGCCUGGCAACCUAUCUUUCUUUGCUUUUGUUGUUCUUGCAAAAUAAAACUAGAUUUGUUUUUAAUAUAUGACCGGUAUAUUAUAUUGUUGAUUUUGAUUUAUCUUCAGAUAAAUAAAGGUAAUUCAGUUA